UUUUCUCACUCGAUAAUUAACUAGUAANCAUCACCAUCAUCAUCCUAAUUCAACCACCAUCAUGCCACCUUCUUCUUCUCAUCAUUGGAUAUGGCCUCCAACACCAUCUCCAUCUCCAUCUCCAUCUCCAUCCGCCACCUUCACCAAGUCAACGCUGCCGCCACCGUCACCUUCUAAGUCUCCGGUGGACUUCAGCCCUCCCCUCAUAGCAAUGGUUGUUGUCAUCGCCGCCGCCUUCCUCCUCGUUACAUACUCCCGUCUCAUAGCCCGCCACCUCACUCCUCCACUCCACCGCCUCAUAAGACGCUUCCGCCGUCGCCGCCGCACUCAUUCCUUCCUCCCUUCCUCCUCCGGCGACCUAGACUCCCUCCCUUACUACUACGACUCCCCCUUCGACCCUCAUAUCCCACCUUCCUCCUUCUCCCCUUACGGCCUCGACGACUCCGUCAUCAAAACCAUCCCUUUCUCCCUUUACGCCGCCCUAUACGCCGGCGAACUCAACAGCACCUCCUCUCGCCGUUCAUCUUCACGCCGCGACUGCGCCGUUUGCCUCUUCGAAUUCGAAGACGAUGAUUACGUUCGAACCUUGCCUCUUUGCUCACACACCUUCCAUGUUGAUUGCAUCGAUGCUUGGCUUCGUUCCCACGCAAACUGCCCUCUCUGCCGCGCCGGGGUUCUCUCCGCCGCCUCGCCGUUUACUCCCAUGUUCGCCGCUAGGAUUCGACCAAGUCUCGACGACGAUGCCAUCUUCCACCGGAUAGCGGCGGAGCACACUCCGCCUCCUCCGGAGGACUAUCGUCAUGCUACGGCGACGGUUUCGGCGGCGCCGGAGAUUACCGUGGAAGUUCCGGAGGAGGGGUUCAACGGGAGGGACUUUCUAUUGAAACGUUCUUAUUCGUUUGGGUUCGAAAGGAGCUUGGCGUCGGAGAGGAUGUUGGUAAUGGAGCCGGCGACGGCGUCCCCGUGGCGGUACCGGAGAGGAGGGAGCAGCAGCAGUUUCUGGAGCAAGAGACCUUCGCCGUUUGGAUCUAUUGGGAAGCCGAGGGUGUUCUCUUUCAGAUACUACAGAGGGAUGAAGUCACCAUUUUUCCGGCGAAGAGGGUUUUUUCCGUUGUCGGAGUCAAGCAUGAGGUACGCCGGUGGCGGGAGCUCGUCGCGGCGGAGUAAGUCCAUCGCUAGCCCCAUGUUCUUAAGGUCUUCCGUAUUGACCUCGGCAGCUGGCGCGGCGGGGUUUUCGUCGAGCCGGCUGAGAUGCGGCGAUCCCGAGGCACUGCUUUCGCCGGAGAGGUUCAACAGAAGAUGAAAGAGAAAAAGAAAAAAAAGGUGAAAUUUGGAACUGGGUAGGAGAAAAGAUUAAUUUUUUGGUGGAAUUGAGUGCAAAGGGGACACGUGGAAGAUGGUGAUUGAAGGAUGGUUCAUUGGAAGAACCGCCGGAGAGAAGUGAGGGGUUUGAAGUUUGAAGCUUGACGCGGUGGUGGUGGAUGGCGGUGCAGUGGGUCAGGUCAAUGGUGGAAUUAAAUGGCUGGGGUGGUCGCAUGCGUUUAAUUUAAUGAGAUUGGUCUGGCAAUUUGUAGAGCCUCAUUAAUGGCACCCCUUUGCUACAGCAUUUAUUUUAGAGAGAGAGAAAGAGAGAGAAAGAGAGAGGUAUUAUGUUAAGUAUUGUCUCUGUGACUCUCUCUGCUCAUCAGAGAGGUGAGAGUUUUAAAUGAGGAAGGUCAUAAAUGAGAAGAGAUGGUUGUGUUUGGUUCAUUGGAGAAUGAAGAGUGAGAGAGGAGGGUGGGUUUUGGAAUUUUGCAUAGCGGCAAUAAUAAUAAUAAUAAUAAUAAUAAUAAUAAUAUAGGACUAUAUAAAUAUUUUUUGUUAUGGCACCGACUUAUGAGAUCCGAAUGCAUGUGGAAAAUUAUAGAGUAUAGAGACUAUAUAGCUAGGGUUAGUUUUGUAUAGUGGGGAGUUAUGAGUUAUUACUUACUAUGAGUCAUGGCCAGAGACGGAAGGCAUUAAUUGUAUAUGGCAUUGGGUAUGCUGACAAGCAACAUUGCUUUGAUUCGUUUAAUGUGUGUGUGACACUGUCAAUGUGAACCCUUUCAUCAUCACAUAAUUAAUGCCAUUUAUAUGCUUUUCAACU
Arachis ipaensis is the source of this 2125-nucleotide messenger RNA. Its product is annotated as RING/U-box superfamily protein. Gene Ontology annotation, biological process: protein ubiquitination. The record is from RefSeq and is a predicted model, not a curated record. Gene Ontology annotation, molecular function: transferase activity. Lineage: Eukaryota; Viridiplantae; Streptophyta; Magnoliopsida; Fabales; Fabaceae.